AACUCUGCGUGUGUUUGAGAAAUACUGGCAGCGGCUUCGCAUGUCAAAUGAGACGACGAGACAAUCACCUGCUCCGCUCGUCAAAAGUUUACAGAGAAAUUGAUGGAUUUAUGUCUUCAUUUGUUCUUGUUUUGGUUGUUUUUCUCUCGGCUAAGACUCUGAAGUUGAAACUUUGAGGCCUGUCAGAGCGCAGAGCUUGAUCCAUGUGAGGAUAAGAGUCCAAACGGGUCUGUUUUGGUGGUCUUCUUUUUUUUGUUGUGCAUGCUCUCAUUCAUCUGGACGCACGAGUGGAGCCUUAUGACAUUACGCACAGAGCAGGAGCGGGGCUGCAAAUGGGCGGCAUAGGUGGCAACCUCUACCUCAGCAUGUUGAAUGGGACUGAAACGCAAACUUUCGGGAAGAACACCGACAUCAGCAGUCACCUGCACCACCGCGGCGGGAAGGAUCUAUCAGAGUUCAAAAUGGGGAUUCAGGACGCGAGGUUUUACUACCCGGACUCGGUUCAGAGCGGGCAGGACGCUCUGACUCUGCCGUACCACUCGGAGCAGGCGGUGGGAGGGUACGGAGCGCAGCCCGGCAGGUUUUACGCACAGAGCCUCAGCAGCUGCCCCUACACCGGCGUGCGCUCUCCACCGAGGAGCGGAGCCGGGCAGGGUUACAUCCCGGCGGCAGGAGACGGGUUCCCUACAGGCGGUAAAGACUUGUACUCUCCCUCUGCGGAAAAUUACCCAGGGGGCUUUCAGCACGGCUACCAGCGGCCGCCUCUCUACCCUCUACCUGGUCUACAGGUGUGCGGGAAGACGCAGGCUCUGCUCAAUAACUACCCGCUGUGGGCCAAGUUUCACAAGUUCCAGACCGAGAUGAUCAUCACCAAACAGGGGAGGUAAGCUGACACACACACACGCGCGCACACACACACACACACACACCUCCAGCUGUUUUUAUUCUGAUUCCUCCAACUCAGUCUGCAGGUUUGUGUCGAUCCGGGAGAAAAACGCGCAGCGGGAGGGUGACACGAACUGCAAAUUACGCACGAAAUGUCGCUCCACUUCAUUCCUUUACACACUCUUUAUAAUUGAGGCAGCGGCAGUUUUCCACUCAUGAUGAGGCAUUACUGCUAUAACAACCACUCCACCACAGUGACUUCACAUUUGACAUGAAGAGAAGAGUUUUUCUGAGAACGGCAGGAGACCUUAUCGCCUCGUCAUGCUGCCUGCGCGAGCUCCGAUCAGACUUUACAUGUCUCUAACUCUCUCUCAGGACUUCACGACCACAUCUCUGUCUCUGGUCAGGUGUUGACUGAGGUGUUGGCAGCUUUGGGUUCGAGCUGUGAGAAUGAUGAGAAUGACCUCUGAACUAUAUUCACAGCAGAGGUGCAGACAGACGUGUUAGCACUUUGACGCUUUUUGCGCAAAAUAUGGUCUGAAAAAGCAGGAAAAAUUACGCGCAAAUAUUCCUUUUAAAUGUCCUUUUGAGAUGCAGGAGGAAUAAAACAACUUUUUUAAUUUACAUAAUUAAUUUGCACAAAUCCAUGUCACUUUUCUGUCGUUUUUAUUGCGUAAAAUGUGUAAAAUCAAAUUAUUCUUUUGGCAGAAUUUGUGAGAAAAGGUGGAGUAAAUAUUUCUCACAGGGGGGGUUUCUGGGAAACAUUUUGACACCUCUGUGUGACCCUCACAGUCUGGGGGAUCCCUUUAGUUUUACACAGCUGGAAUUUAACCCCAAAAGUAGGGCAACCAAUUAAAUUUACGCAUUGAUUUUUGCGCAUUUACGCUCAUUUUAAAGCUGAUUGUUUUUAUAUAAUUUCUUAAUCUGAAAAAUAAUCUAAUUUUAGGCGUUUUUACAUUUAAAUAGUUUGUAUAAAAUCUAAUUGAAGUGUCCGAGUGAGAGUCUCCAGAACAAACUCUGUGAUCAGUCCCUUCAGCGCGAUCGUGAAAAUGAUCUCAGGAUUAUUUUUGGUGUUUUUGUUUUUUGUUUUUGUUUGUUUUUUUUACGGGAAGAAGGAGAGAGAGAAGGAGAGAGAGAGAGAGAGAGAGAGAGGGAGAGGGAGACGGUGGCGCUGGCGGGUCCUCUGAUGGGUCAGUGAGCAUGAAGGCGCAGUCACGUCGAGGAGGAUUAAUCCUGUAAAACGCGACACUUGUGUUUGACAGAAGGUUUCAGGCCACGCGGUUCUCAUGGCGCAGAAAACAGGAGCGCUGUCACAUCAGAGGACACUGAUAUAUUUACGAUAAAUACUCAAACUUUACUAAUUAGUAAAAAAAAUAUCAUUUAGACUUGAUUUUUUUGUGUGCAUGUCUUCAUGUCUUUGCACGAACUGGAUUUGCUGCAGGUUUGAACCUUUAGACUCCAGACUGCAGGAUUUCACCUGCUGCUGAAUUUGAGUUCAUUUCUACUUUAAUUCUUUAAAACCUAAAACUACUAAAAUAAUCUGUAUAAAUGCAUUACUAAAUAUGGGAACUAAAAAUGAUAUAUAUUGAUUUUAGAAACUAGAAAAUGAUCAGAUGGAAAGCUUUAACUUUGCAGACUAAAUAAAACAGACUGGUGAUUUGGAGAUUAUCUAAACUCAGUCUUAGAUUAAAACUAAAUAUUGAAGGUUGAAAAUCUGUUGUGAUAUUUUUAGGACAGGGACACCAAAGACUAAAAUAAAGUUUUCUAAAGCGAAAAAUAAACCUGGAGGUGAAUUUGCGUCAAAUUGGAAACAUGACAGAGUCUAAACUCAGAGUUUAUCUUCAGAGAGAGGAAGAAAUUCACUAUGUGAGGGUCUGUGUGAGCGAAUAAUUCAACAGUUUUCACAUCCAUGUUCCUGAGCUUUACACUGUAAAGAAUACGUGGAUUUUGUUAUUUAAGGAUUACAUUAAAUUAUAUUUUAAAAAUAGAUUCUGGAGAAAUCUCUGUGCUGAAAUUACAAGGCCAGAAACCAGAAACCGAGACCUCCGGGCCCUCGAGUGACACGACUCUGCUGUGGAAAUCACUGCAGGAGCUCAAAAUCACCUCCAGAAACCGCCGUCUGUACACACACCGUACAAACAUGUGUCAGAAAAGCCGCGGACUUCCAGUUAGAGACGAACCGAGCAGAAGUGGAAAUUAGAUUUAAGCACAAGGUUCAAAAACCAUCAGACAUCUGUGAAGGCCUCAUUACUGCUGGACAACAUCUACAGGUUUAGGAGGAACAUCCAGACAAUGUCGACUUCAUGAUUCAGCAGGACAAUGAUAAACCGUAUCCUAGCAACAACAUCAGGGCUCUGUAGUAGAAGAGUCCUGGAGCCGAAACGGGCCUGUCUGCAGAGGUGGAGGUGGUGCAACUUUCAACUUUAUGGAGAUUUAAAAGAGCGUGUAUUCUUUAUAUUUUUUAGUUUCAACAUGGAAUAAAUAUCGGAUUAAAUUCAUUUGCAAACCACUAACUUUUCACGCCGCACGCUCACUUUGUAGAUUUUUUGUUUUGGUGAAAUCAGAGAGAGUUUCAGGUCGCUGUCGUGUCACACACCUGAUGUUUUUAAAGUGUGUAUGAGGUGUGUUUCUGUUUUUCUUCCUAUUUAACUGAAGCUCUGAAACACAAAUAUCAGGAGCUGUCAAAAUAAUGACUCAAAUAUAGUUUUAAUUAAAAGUAUGUCAGUGUGACCGCAGUGUUAGCAGAGCAAAUGAAACUGUCACACACACACAAACAAGACUUUGUGUUAAUACUUCCCCCAACAACAACAGCUUUGGUGAAAUGGGCGUGGAGGUGAUAUCCUUCCACAUGAGACAAAAAAGCUAAUUUUUCGUGUCGUGCAAAAACCACAAACCUCGUGUUACAAACAUUUAAAAUAAUGACGAUGAAAACAAGCGGUGAAGUUCAGAAAUAUCGAGAAAUACGACAAAACUCCUGCGAGCUUUUGGAGAAGUUGAGCUGCAGAAAAAAGAGGAUUUUUUUCCCUCCAGUAUCAGAGGUGAAAUCCUCCUUAAAUUUUUAUCUAGGGUUCAGACUUCCACAUUAAUUUUGCUGUGAUUUUUUUAGACAGAAAGGGUCUGAGGGUCUGCAUUGUUAAUCAAAACCCCGAAUCUAUGAGAGAACAGGUGGAAGAAAGAGUCGAGGAAACUAAGAGAAGGGUCAAACACCACUGAGCCUUUAGAUGGCCACGCCGAGGAGAUGAAGCACCUUUGAAGUUCAGGAAGUAAAAGACUAGAUUCUCUCUUUUUUUCUCUCCUUCUUCAGUAGAGCGAGCGCCUGCGUGGUGUACAGCCUGACAGAUCUCUCAGAAGUUUUGCUCGUGUACCACACCUGGGCUUUUGAAAUCUCGAGACAUUUUCAGGGGCCUGUGGCAAAGGGAGGCGAAUUCAUCUGCACUUCUCGUGAGGUUGAUUCAGAUCACCGCGCGAGCUGGCGCCACUUCGGGCCGUGUGGUCGUUGUUUGACUCUUGCAGGGAGGCAAAGGUCGUCAUCAUCAUCAUCAUCAUCGUCUCUGCAGAAACACAGAAGAGCACAGAUAUAAACAUAAACAUAUUAUUGUCUUAUCUUGUUCAGAGAGAAGAAGAAGGAGAAAUUCAUGCAAAAGAAAGAGUUCAAAAAAAGACCAGAGUGACUGAGACUGAAAAGAGAAAGUGAAUUUUUUCCUCUUGACUUUGAUUUGAGCUAAUAAGUUGAUCCUACACCUGGUGUGUGUGUGUGUGUGUGUGUGUGUGUGUGUGUGUGUGUGUGUGUGUGUGUGUGUGUGUGUGUGUGUGUGUGUGCACUUCAGAUAUGAGUCAGGAGGACAAACUUUUCCCUACCAGAGUUUCCAAGAAGCAGCUUCAUAUGAAGAAAUUAAAAACUCGUAUAUAUUUUCAGAUUUUACUCGUUUGAAGACCUCCUGAAGUUCGUCCUGAGCACGAAUCAACAUUUAAUGCUUCGAAAUGAGCGCUGAUGAACUUCUGCUUGACCAUGCGGCGUCUCGUGUGUUCGAGGAAGGAGAUAGGACUGACUAAACUCUAACCUUCCAGCGAGGUGAUUGCAGCGAUACACCUCAGACUGAGAGGAUUCAUGCUCAUCUGGUCUCUCUGCUCCACUGAAUCCAAACUCUCGACGCGCAUCAGUCUGUUAGUUUUCAGAGAGGAAACAAGAUUGACAGACACAGACGGACAAACAGAUAACAACAAAGUCCUUAUCGGGGAAAAAGCAGAAUUAUGACGUUAUUAUCGCGCGAUAAUCAGCAUAAAUGGGGAAGUUACGACAUUAAAUGAGGACGGGAGUUGCAUCAGAUCUUUUUAUUUAGAGAAAUAUUUGUUUGUGCUUCAUCUUCAUCGAAAAACUGUAAUUAUUAAAAUCAUAACUGUAAAAUAUCUUCAUUUGUACGAUGUAGAUGAUAAUCUAGUUUCUUUCCAGAGUGGGUUUGUCAUAUUAAGGGCAUUUUCACUUUGUAUCACCACGGAAACUAAAGUGGGCGCCCCCUCCUGAAGCAGCAGGUUCCACGUCUGAAUAUAAUAACGCAGUAAAACAGUAAAGGGUCAGGUCUGAGGGAUGUUUGGGAGUCUUGUGCACCGUCUCUCUCUCCCUCUCUCUCUCUCUCUCUGAAAGCAGAAGUGGACUAUUUCAAGGUUUUGACGGUAUGACUUGUCACUUCCUGUUCAGCUGUUUAUGUGUGUGUAUGCAGCUUUUCGCAGAAACCUCUAGUGCCAAUAUUUUCACCGGGUUAAACGAGAGCCCGUGUAAAAUAACCUCCUUUAAAUAACUGAAGUCCAACACGUGUCCAGCUGCGGGCCAAUCCAUGCGCCGGUAUUCUCUGACUGCUAUCAGUCUAUAUUUGGUUUUCAUGAGGGUUAAUUAAGGUUUAAGGCUUCAAAUAAAACGUCUGAUUUGAAGUUUAGGAAACCAGAUAGUAAGGCUGCAAGAUUCUGAGCAAAAUAAAAUCUUGAUUUACAUUUUUUUAUUUAGUGACAACUUCACCAAACUUCACUUUAAUAAUAAAAAGUUUUUCUAUCAUCUUUCAAAACAAAACCACUGAAAACGAUGUAGUGCAUAUGCCAAGCCAGUGAGUGGCGCUGUAACGCUUCAGAGGAAAUACACAAAAGACAGAAGAAGAGUACAGAGUAGGACUGGGCGAUUAUAUGAUCGUGAUCAAUGAUCGUGAUGAAUUUCAGUUCGAUCACGGUGAUCAGCUGUGAGCGUAUUUACUCGAUCAAACAUGGCGGAAACGUGCGUCACAACAGCCAAUCAGAGUCGAGCUUCUCCUGCUCACUUCUAUAAGUUGUCGGAGAAGUAACACAUUACAGAACAUUAUCGCAAUUCUGAAUCUCCUAACCCUAACCCUGAUCUGACAGACGAUGACGUUUUAACCAAUCAGAGCCCAGCAAUUCUAGCCAAUCAGAGAUGAAGGAGGGCGGGACCUUCUCCUACCAUUCUACAAAAAAAAAUUUCGCCUCCCGCAGGAAGGGGGCGCCUACAAUGGCCUGGAGGUGCGAGACAAGACAGAGAUGAAGAUCGAUUUGACGAUUUUAAUUUUUUUUAACAUCGUCAGAAUCAAAUAAUCUGAUUAUGAUUCAAAAUUGAUUAAUCCUUCAGCCCUACAAGGAUAUUUGAUAUUCUGUCAAUUCUAGCAGAUACAUCAGUUCUUCUCUAUUCUGACUUUCAACCACUCACUAUGAAAUUUAGCAAACUGAAAUGAAAGGAAAAGAUCCUCUCUGAGUGUCUCUGAUGUCCUAAAGUUUAAUAUGAUUAUAAUAAUAAUAGGAGGUAAAAGCACACAUGACCUUGUUCCAUACAUAAACACAGACUGCAUCAGCACCAGAGGGAUUCAAACCCACAGCUCUAAUCCACCAGACAGCCUCCCUAACCAACCUGCCAGCGUGCCACUCUGAUUCACUGGAAAGUUGACGGUAAUGACAGUCGGCUGGCUGUCGCUCCCUCAGCCUCACUCAGGUGUACACAUACGCACAUGAACACUCAUAACUGGAGUCUUUUCAUUCAGACAGAUAUGAUGUGUGGUGAACCAGCCAGUAAUACAGAGACAGUUCAGCUGGGGAUGACAUUUAGAAAAAUCAAAAUAAACCGCGUGGAUGCCAAGGAGAGAGAAAGAGAGAAAGAGGAAGAGGAAGAGGAAGAGGAGGGGGAUGGGGAGUCGGGCAGACAGAGGGGAAACCGCGUGGGGGAAACAGAGGUUAGAGAAAGGGAAAAGGAAAGAGCAGGAGGGAGGGAGAGAAGGAGGCAGAGAGGGAGGGAGGGAGGGAGGGAGGGUGGAGGGUUUGUCCUGGGGAUGGAAAAGAGGAACUAGAUAUUCACCGGGGAGAGGACUUUUCCGCUCGAGUGCAGCGGCUGAUUCAUCCGGACAGGAGUUCAGGUCCAGUUUUUGUCACCGUGCGAGCGCCUGAUCAUCUGUGACGAUAACAUGCCAGUCUACAGCUGCUGCCGGACACAAGCACUCUUUAACACGGACGCUCUGCUCCUCUACGGCCUUAAAGCAGAAGAAUCCACUGACCAGAUGUGUGAGAGUCGCAGUGAUGUUGAGUUGAUUUCAUGCUUUACGUCUCAUGAAUGAUAAUCCUCCUCAUAGACCAAAACCAAAGAGGUGUGAGUCUGCGCCAUGAUUCCUUCUCACUUCACUGCGACACCUCAGGACCUUUUAGCAUGUGGGCACUUCUACUACAGAGCCAUGAUGCUGUAAAACACGCAGAAGUCACUGUCUGGAUGGCAGACAGGAGACUCCACCCUCCUGGUCCCUCAAAUUUGGAUUCCUCAGACCCCAGGACGGUUCUCUACCUCACCUCAGACCAUCUCUAACAGACCUGAACAGUUUCAGCCUGCCAUCGUUCUCGGUGACACAUUAUGAUUACCGACUGUUUUAUUUGCAGUGAUUUCCACUACAGAGCCAUGCCUGUUUUUAAUGCAGUGCUACCCAAAGUAUCAAAUAUCAUUUCUUUUUUAAUCAAACGUGUUACUAAGUUGUUGUAAAUUUGGUCAAAAUCGUGCAGCCCUAUAUCCUUGCAGAUGCGUUGCCUAAAUUGAUGCGUUUCUUUUUUUGAUUGCGCUCAGUUUUACUCCACAGACUGCGGAUCAGCUGUUGCAGCAUUUAUCUGCUUCCUGCUUUUGACACUCCUAACCCUCCUCCUGUGUUAGGGUCUGCACCGACCUGUUUUUGAUAUUAAUUAUAAAAUACUCUUAUUAAAAUUAUUGCACUUGUCGUGUUAGGGUAGCUAUUGACCCAGUUAAAGUAAAAAUCAAUAAUUAAAGCAAAAAUUAAAAUCAUAUGUGCACCAGUGAUGGGCACGGCAGUUCUUUUAGAUGUACUGAAUCAUUAGAAUCAGUUCACUAAAAAGAUUCGUUCAAAAGAUUCAUUCACCAAAUUACCGAAUCAUUCAGCGCUUGGCAGGAGGAGCCUGAGACUCUGACCUCCUGGACUGAUACACAGCUGAACGGUUCAGGAUUCAGUUCAAUUCAUAGCUUCUGGGACCAGGAGACAAGAGUGUUUGGCUGUGCUGCUCUGACAAACAGGCUUAUAAAAUUAAAUUGUUUGUAUUAUACUGUCCUAUGGUAUGCUAUUUAUCAGGUCUGCUCGGUAAAUUGGGCUCAGUGAGUGAUUUGUUCACUGAACAUUUAGAAGAAUUCACACUGAACAUUCACUGUUCCCUCGCAAACCACUGCAAUAAUAGGAUGCUAGUUGUUCUGGUGGCAAUUAAAGCAGUAAAAAAAAUAAAUAAAUAAAUAAAAGUUGGUUUUGUGCGACAAGAAUGAUUACAGAGUUCAAUGCGUGAUUCGUUCACCAAGUGAUUCAGGCGUCAGUGCAUGCGGUCCCUUGUUCGCCUGGCAGUGCUGCGUGCUUUAGCAGCUGCACUGCUGACAACUCAACUAAAGGGAGAAACGAACAAAUCAUUUGAGAAAGUGAUUCCAUUCAGAACGUUCAUUUAAAAGAUUCGGUUCUUUUGAACGAAUCGUUCGCGAACAACACAACACUAUUGAGGGGUAUACUGACAAAGAAAGGCCCAGAGGAUGACAACAAAAACUAUCAAAAGUAAUAUUUUCAUGGAUAAUGAAGCCUAAUAAGGUAACCUAGAGAUGAGAACCAAAUUAGAUGGUAGAGAAUUGUUUUUAGUGUAAUUUACAGCUGAUUUCAGACACAGAUUGAAACCGAACCUUAACAUAGUGGGGGCAUAGCAAAAGCUAACACAGGAGGAUGGUUAAAAAAAACACACUUGGUUAUAAAGUCACAACUAGUAUGUGUUUAGUGUGAAACAGAACCAAAAUAUCUCCAAAUGACUCGAGUUUGAGCGACAAUCUGUGGGUAAAGCAUUCAGGUGCAGCUAAUCAGACUGAUAUCAGAGGGCGGCCAGGGCUAAAAGUUAGCAGGUACGCAGCGGUACGUAAACUUUCACCCCUGCAGUGUAUGUAAGUUACAUUUACUUACCUUGUUGCCGCACGUCAGUCUGCACUCUCCAUUGUAACCGUAGUAAUCCAAAAAGACCGCGCUGCUUGCGAGUGAGUUAAUUACUUCCGCAAACAAACAAACUCCGGAAGUCGGCACGAUGAGUGCGCACUUUUGAUUGGACGCUGGUUUCCUAGGCGCCGGGGAUCGCCUCCCGCCUUUUGCAGCUGCUUCAGUCUUCAUGAAGAAAUAAAACAAAAUGGAGGAGAGAAAAAAUCAUGUUAUGUUGAAAAGAAAGAGAAAUGCAGCAGAUGAUAGAGUAUCUGAAACAGUGAGGGAGUAAAACAGCAGAGGGGAUACUACUACUACUACUACUACUAAUAAUAAUAAUAAUAAUAAUAAUAAUAAUAAUAAUUUUAUUUUUAUAUCACUUUUAAAAACAGAAGUUUAUAAAGUGCUUUGAUAAAGCACAGAACAUCAGCACAUGGAAAUAAAAACAAAUAUAAACAAAAGCUCAGUUAAAAACAAGGUCUCCGAAUCGAAGGUCAAUUUCAUUUUUCACAAGGAACCCAGAAAAUACAAGAACCCUACAACAUAAAAUGAGACCAUGAGGACCAAAAUAAAAACAUGAAAUGUAAUAAAAAAGGGGGGUAGAGAGCAGGAAACAGGAUAGUACAUAUAAAAAGACGAUAUUAAUAAUGAUAAGAGUGAUCAAGCAACUUUCUUUAUUGUUCUCGUUCAAAUGAUCCGUUUGUCACCACAGCAUUAAACUUGGGUGUGCUCCUCUUGUACAAAGCCUACGGGUACAGAACCUGAAAGAACCUUAUCCUACUUUCACCCCUGGGGGCGACGGUGUCACAAAAGCCACUUGAAGUCCUGGUUUCAGACCACACUGGUGUAGCAGUGCUGCAUCUACCUGAUUACUAAAUUCAAAAGUACAUUUCAUGAAUUUGAUUCCUGAUAGCAGUUACCAGAAAGAAUUGAGGAAUAAUAGAAUCUUAAACAUGUGAUCUGAAAUAUAACUUAAAUGUUUAACUGUUUUAGAUUUAUGUAUAUUUGUAUAUUUGCUUUAAAUUAAGAUUCAACUUGGAGUAAAUCUGAGAGCUCCAGGUGUGACUGAAUCUUUCCUUUAAAGAGGCCCACCAUGUUUUUAUGCAUGUCGGUGAAAACCGUACAGUCCUUCAGAUGUCAGUGAGGUGAGCAGCUACUGUACUCUUCAGUACCUGCAGAGAUCUUUACAGUAUCGUGUGUUUCUGUUUUCGGCUUUUUUUCUAAACUCUUUACAGAAAGCAGGAGCCGCCCACACAUGCAAAUACCCCUCUGUGUUGUGUUUUCUAUGGUUUCCCCCUGCGCUGGGUUGUGAUUUCCUAUAAAUGGCCCUGUUAUCAGUGAAUUGACAAAAUCAGAGAGAAAUGGAAUUAGAAUUAGAGAGUUUUCAUGUGUUUGUACUUUAGUAUAUAUGACAUCUUUUCAAACCUGUAUCUCCCUACAGUUUAUUUAAAUAUGCUGUUUUUUCCCUCCAAUCUACUUUAUUUAUUUAGCACAUUUUAAAAGUAUUAAAGUUCACCAAAGUGCUGCACAGUAAAAUCAAAAAGAAACAACAAAAAAACAUAAAAGUACAUUUAAAAUGGAAUAAAAUAAAUGAAAUAAAAACAUAAAAGAAAUAGAGGUGAUUAAAAAACACAGGGAUUAGGACCGUAAAAGACAUAAAAGGACAGAGAUCACACUACCCCUCAUACUGCCACAGCAGCCUCAUUUCUUUGACAUGAAAAUGCGAUUUAUUAACAUCAGUCUUUGAAAUGAAUCCAUCCCAACAUUGAUGGAAAGUAUCAUAAGCAGCAAAUGUUUUAAAACUAAUAAAGACCGAACAGACAGAGAAGGGAAACUUGACGUGGAGAAGAGGCGUUUAGAAAAUGUGAUAUAAGUCGCCCACACUCUUUCACUUUAAUAUAAGUCUUAUUUUAACCUAAAGUAUUAAAAACUAUUUAACGUCUCAGGAGUAAAUAAAAAAAAAAGAAAAAGCCUGAAUCUACUUUCUAGACUACUCUCGCUCAGUGUAGGAGGGUUGAUCCAUUCAUACGCUGAGCAGCCGAGUUUCUGUUUUCACUUGUAUUAAAGUCUGCGAUGGAAGAAGAGCCCUUUCACCUGUUCUCUGCGAGCUGCUGCCACGAUUUGGUUUCACCAAGAACUAUGAUUGAUUGUUUAACUGGACUCGCCGUGUAGCCAGAAAGACCCAACUGGGACCGUUCAGGGCAGGGUUUUGUCUUACCGCUGAAGGGUAAGAAGAGAGAGUGAGUGAGUGUGUGUGUGUGUGUGUGUGUGUGUGCUCAGUCUGCAAGCAUUAAGAGCCAUCAGUCAAAGACACAAUUGAGGUUACAGUUGACCAUGUGACUGUGCAGUACGGUCAAAUGAAACGAUAGAAAAGGACCAUCUGUGGAGCUUUUUGAGACUUUUAUAAAAUACCAAAAUAAAAAUAACCUCAUCACAUUUCUUCAGUUUCAUAGAUUCGCAGAUACACGGCUGUUUUUUUGCAGAAAUAAGGUUCAAGUUCAGUGAUCAGUUCUGCUAGAUUCUCAUGGGGAACAAGACGGUUUGAAUCUAGUGUAGCAUGCUGGAGUUACAGAAGAGUUGAUUAUACUUUCAUUAUUGCAAAGAAGAAAAGAGAGGAGAUAUCGGCAAAGAUGGUGUGUGAGGUGAUUUAUACAAUACUAGGAAUGUUGUAAAUGCAUGAAGGACAGCGGACCAAUCACAGAGCUUGCAAAGUUUAAUUUUUUAGGCUUCAUACGUCAGCUUCUUCAUACAUACAGACUUAUGUGAACGGAAAGCAACCUGGCAGUUUCUUUUCUUUAAGCUUCUUUUCUGCAGAGCUCCAGUAGCUCAUUAACGAUUCGACUCUGAGUCUUAGGUGGAGACAGCACUGCUCGCUAACUUGCAGCCUAACCUAGUGUCUGCUCUCGUACACGCAUGUCUUUGAGGACAGGAUUAAAAGUUAAUUUCAUAUUUCUUACGAGCAUUGCAAUCUGCUAACGCACACCCUUGUUCCAUGAUUGUCCUCUCUAUUUCCCUGAGAUCUGGCCUGCAUAGCGGGUCUCCGGGGGCGGAGCUUGGAAUUGUGACAUACGAAAUCCCAUUGUGUCUGAGCCUGCCGUUUGGGUCUGCCAGAGAAAUUUCGCACUUGCUUUUCUCACGAUCUGUCCUGUAGCAUCAGAAAAAAGAAGAAAAACAUGAUUUUCAUCAGAGUGGGUCUUUAAGCUUUGACUCUGGUCACGGUCGAUUUUUCAGCUCUACUCAGACAUAAAUUGGAAUUGUGUUGUUGACUAAUUCCUGUACUGCAUUCCUCCACAUCUGUUGUGUGUCGAAGUAUGAGUGUUAGCUUUAUGAAACCAACAUGUAUGGCGAAUACUCGUCCCUUUGUGCUGUUUGAACCCAGUCAUGUCACAGGUUCAGGCUAUACAAACACACACACACACGAAUCCUCCCCUACAAUGUCAGGCCCUGCAGGUGCACCACCAGCCUGCUCACAGUCGCCUCAAACACCUCGCCUGUUUUCACACCGUUAAAUGAGCUGACUGCUUCAGGGAGUAAACUCUGAGUUUAAAUCAGACUAAAGCUUUUCUAACACACCUAAAUGCUUAAUUAUACAUCGUACGGUGUUGAAGUUUCUUUAUGAUUUUAAUCUUUGUUGUUGUUGAGAGCACUUUGUUGUCUUGCACCUCCAGAUGGUAUCUUUAGUUUUUUUUUCUGGCCCACACCAAAGAGGUUUUUCAGCAAAGAAAGCAGAGGGCGUUUCUGAAAAGGAAGUCUUUUUUUUCUCUUUUUGUGUGUUAAGUCUUUGCGCUCUUACAACGACUAAUUUUAGCUGCAGUUUACACUCUACAGAAAAGACAACAUCUGCAGGCAGAACCGUCAUUUAUUAUAAGUGGGACUAAAAUCACAUAACAGUGCUGUACACACACAAACGGAGGGUGUUUUCAGUCAUUGACAGAGGGGUGGAGGGUGUACUGGUUGCCCAUUACUCAUUACACAUGCUGCAUAGCCUCAGGUUCUGUUAGCACGGGUAAAACAGCUGGGCCAAAUGUCAAACAUGUUGCCCUGAUUUUAUUAACACCAGCCACUCACUCGUGACCUCAUAUUGACCCAAACAAACACACAUGACGACGGUGGCGAAUGAUCAGUGCUCGUUCACUGUUGAUAUGACACAUGUUGAGUGUGUUUUAUGUCUAUGUUUGGUCGUGUAUGUUCCUCAGGAUGAUUAGCUUAGCUUAGCAUAAAGACAGAGAACUGUUAAAACCAGGAUCUGGAGGAGCGCAAAGAGAACUUGUUUUUUAAAGGUUUGGUCCUUCUGACUUAACUGAUCCUCAUCUAACAUUCAGAGUUCACAUUUGUCAGCUACACUCGUAUUUGGUCUUACAUGGGUAAACUGGCUUUAACCUCGGCCCUGCCACCGGAGAUGGUCGCCAUAAUUAUGACGUUUCUUUCCGUUAAACCUGAGAGACUGUUUUUCUUCUAUGUGUGGUAUUUUCAGGUGAAUAAUUUCUAAGUUUCAGCUAAACCUAACCCCUAAUUUCCACUGCAUUCAGAACGGCUACAAAAAAGCAGUAACCGCCAAUCGGAGCUGAUCGUAAACAUUCAAGUUAAUGUGUCAAUUUACACCGACUUCUUUCCUUUCCGCUGCGGAUCUCCGGACUCCGCAGCUGAUCACAAGAGUUCUAUUUUCCGGAUGCUAGAUCUGAUCUCAUAUCGACAUCAUUUGUUUCCUGCGGUAUAUAAAAAAAAAAACUUUAAACCAGGUGAUGAUCUGGUUCAUGUUUUGUACCCAGUGCUCCUCAAUCAACUCUACAAAUAUUGCGAUUCUUUGUUGCGUACAUAGACGUGUCUCCACAGACUCAAGUGUCCGUCUCAUGUCUUGUGUUUGUUUAGUUUUGUGUAUCUAGUGUCCAUGUCUCAUGUUUUUGUAUCUUUUCCUCUUGGUUUAGUCCAGCCUCUCUUUCUCCCUCUCUUAUUCCUGGGCCUCGGCGCCCGGGGACGCCCUGACCUCCAGGUUACCCCGUCUCACUGCCGCCCUCUGACAUCGAAAUAAGUUCAACAUGUAAAGCUCCAGCAAUCAGGAGCAGCUUCUGAGCCAUCUUUUAUUAACACCGGCGUUAAAAAUUCAUUUACACACAUCCCCUCCACUUCUCCUCCAUUACUCUCAAGUCCUGACCCAUUCACUCUCACUCAUUCAUCACAUUUUAAGUAUCUUUAAUUUAGUGAUGCCUGGAAACAAAUAGAGGAAUCUAGAUAGAUAGUUUCAUUUUCUAACAGUGAGACUCUUUGGUCCUUGCCUCUACCUUUUUUAUUAAUCUUCUCACUCCUGAACUCUUUCAAUACUUUCAUCCACCUCCCUGACUUACCUGUAGACUUAUAUAAGAGUUACGUAACCAUCAAGCUCAGGGAUGGUCAGACCAGCUGAAACACGAUGACCCGAACCAAACGUGAUAAGAACGACCCGGUGUUUUCCCUCUGUGUCUCUCCAGGAGGAUGUUCCCCUUCCUCAGCUUCAACAUCAGCCUCUUGGACCCGACUGCUCACUAUAACGUCUACGUGGACGUGGUUCUGGCCGAUCAGCAUCACUGGAGGUACCAGGGCGGCAAGUGGGUCCAGUGUGGGAAAGCAGAGGGGAACAUGCCAGGUACAUUUACACACAGGAGGACUGUUAAAAUGAUGCAUAAUGAGUACUUUCACUCUGGUUAACUUGAUCAAAUCUGGAAUUUUGUCACUAUCGUUAAUUUUAUACUGUAUAUUUACGAGUUAUCAUACUUUCUCAACAUGCAGCUCCAAAUUUAGCUCAUUUUAGUUCAGCAAAGUAACAGAUGUGAGUACUCACCAGUUUCCUCUCCUUCUUCCUUUCGUUUGAGCGAGCACUUAACCACACUAACAUCAGAUCUCAGAAUUAAUUAGUGGGUUUAUCUCUUCUGUGUUUUUUUCAUAUGACACUCGAAAUUUUCAUAAAGCCUCACAGACUUCCUCAGGAUAUUUGAUGACACAUCGUUAUUUUUGAAGACAGCGCACUUACCCACAAUGAGACAUGAAAGUGGUGAGACUUUGUUUUUUUUUCCUAUCGUGAGUUCCCGAUAGUAAAGACAAAGAUUGAACACCCGCUAAUGAUCAUAAAUGUGCCUACAGGAUGAGUUUGUGACGUGCAGCUCCUCAGCUCAGCUCAGGAUGUCGAGGAAGUGGUUAAUUUAGCUGCGUUGUUUACAGUAGGCAAACCGAGAUGUGCAACAAGAUGCACGGGUGAUGUGAGAGGUUUCUGUGGACAUGUUGAUAUUGCUCCUGUCAGCAGCCUGCAGAGAGAGUCAGCGACACGAGGAAGUGAACGUUACUGAGGUGUUCUUAAAGUUAAAAUGUGAUUUCAUUUAUUUUAGUCAUUUUAAAUUCAUAUUUGUGUGAUCAUGCUCAUGCUGUCUGUGAGCCAUCUUACUUUGUGAGAGCGGGGUUCGGAUCUGCUGUCGUGUUUCUCAGGUAAACAAACUGAGUGUGAGUUUGUUGCACCAGCUCUGGAAACGUUACAUGAUACAGAUAUUUAAGGUGACAGAAAAUAGUAAAACAGAAACUAUUAAAAUGAAAUAAAAUAAUUUUUCAAAUUAAUAUCUAUGUUUAAAGUCAAUCAGAAAAAUAAAGCCAAUAAUUAACAGAAGACCAACAAUUAAAACAGUUAAAAAUAUCAUUCAAAGAAAGAAAGUAUAUAAAAAAGAAGUUUAUUCAGGAUUAUUAUUAUUUUAAAAUAUUUUUAAAACAUAAAUAUUAUUACUUGUUGGCUUAAACUGUGCUGUAUAAAUAAAAUGGAUUAAUUUGGAUUAGGAGAAAGUUACAUAUAACCGGUCUGUAUGCUGGUGAUCUCAAUGUUUGUUUGUUUUAUAAACAACUAAAAAAAUCACCCACAGGAGCUUUAAAGGCUCUUUAAGUGAUUUUAAUAACCAGAUAAAACAUUUUUUAAAGUUUAGGGGGAAAUUAACAUUUAAUGAAAUUUGUAAAUGAUCAGUGAAUUUUAUAGAAAAGGUUGUUUUUGAUUAAUUUAACACGACUGAAAACUUCUGAGUCUUUGUUUUCAUCAUCUGUGGUGUCCAGAAAUGUCUCUUCAUUAACCUCCAAUCCAGAAGAUCAGUUUUGUAGACCAGAAACAACUUUACAGUCAAUAUAAAAGCAGCGCUGUCUCAGUAUGCAAAUCUUUUAUUGUGAAGGAGUUAUUUGGGUUCACCUACAGGAAGCUUUUAUUUUUUUAAACCCGUUUUCAGACAAACACAAACACUCUUCUGCCUCCAUCCUUGUCUGUCACUCCCUGUCUUUCUCUCUUCCUCUCUUCAGUGAUUAUUUCCUCCCGUUCACACCUUGAACAGAAACAAUAACAAGUCAACCAAGACGAGCGUUUGAUUGAUGAUACCGUAACCACAACAACGUAGAUGAGGGGAACUUUAAAGUAUAGUAACAGAUGUGCCAGGUGUGUGAAGAGGUGACAGCUGAUGUGCGACAUUUGUGGAAACUGUGGUGAAACCGUUUUACUCCAUUAGAUUUAAUAGAUCAAUUGUGCGGUGAGCUGAUUGCAGGUUAGCAGGUCAGUGUGGUGACGCUGCGAAAAAAAAUCACAGCUCUGACAUCGUUUGUGUAAAAAUGAGAAAAUUAGUCUUUUUUUUUUUAAGUGUGUGUGUCACAGUCGUCUUCAUAAACGUCAAACUGAAAAAUCCAAAAGGCAAAUCAAACAAAAAAACAAAGGAGACUAGGAUUCACACAUCGACUAAGACUGACACACACCGAUCAGAACAGAGGGGAAGACAGGGACUAUAUAUACACACUGGGAAACGAGACACAGGUGAGACUCAUGGGUGAUUAAAAAAGGAGGGAAAACUAGGGCUGUGUCCGAAAUAAAUCACUCAGUCCCUAACCCCUAACCCCCAUAUGAGGUUUCACUAUAUAGCUGACUAUGUAGUGAGCUCAAUCACUGGGGGUUUCAGACACUACAUGGCGCACCGUUGUGACGUCACUGCUCAGACUCCCGCGUCUGAAGUUGCAUCUGUUGUUUUCACAUCUCUUGAAUUUUAUCAUGUUGUAUAGAUGAAUUUGUUUUUCCAGGAUGUUCGUGAAAUAAUAAAUUUUUUAAAAACAAUAAAUUAAUAAUCUAUUUAAAAGGCCUUAUAUUUUUGUGCCGAAUGUUGUUUUCUGCGUCAUGUUGUGCACGAGACUAUAUGACGCAACAAAACUGUACGGACCACUUGCGAGUGAAGUGAAGAUAAAAAACUAACACUGAAAAUGACAAAUAGAGCUCGGGUUCUGUCUCUUCGCAAUAACGUAAUGCAUGACGGGAUGACCACCACCGGUGAGUGACCAUCGGAUGGUUCACUACAUUUUGCAAUGCUCUAUGGGAAAUUUUGAGACGCCUAUAUGGGGCAUUGGAAUUGAUCACUCAGGUUUCAGACACAGCACAUUCUAGGAACACAAGGAAUCAACUCCUACAAAAUAAAACAGGAAAUAAACACCGAAAACUGAUUUAAAGAAUAAAACACAGAGAACAGGAGGGAAACACAAACUGAAAAGACUGGACUACAGGAGAACAGGAACACUAGGGAAAAUACACUCAGAUAACAAAACCAGGGAAAAAACUAAAUCAACAGUAAAUAUCAUGACAGUGUGUCUCCAUCAAUUUCAUCUGUGCCUCUCAGCUGAGAUUAUCCCCAUCAUCCUAAUACUUGAAUCAACUUUACGCAACAUCUAAAGCACUUCUAUAAACCUGCAGGUCUGCAGACAUGGCUGACAUCUUUUUAAAAUGAUAGAAACAUGCUCAUAGUUUUUGUUUUUGUUUGUUUUUCUGCUGACAGGGAACAGGAUGUACAUGCACCCCGACUCUCCGAACACAGGAGCUCACUGGAUGAGACAAGAAGUUUCUUUCAGCAAACUCAAACUCACCAACAACAAGGGCAGCACCAACAACGUGGCUCAGGUACAGAGAGAGGCGCCUUUUCUCCUGUUUUUGUCAGAGCCCGACAGCAGGUCACCAGAUAAAGUCUGAAUGGUUUAGAGAUGGACCAGUUACCAGAUUAAUGUUAUGAAGAUAAAGUCGAGGUGAAACUUCAUCUAUGUUUUCAAAAGUCAAGAACCAAACUGUGCUGAAAGAUACCAUCUGCCACCUGAGCUUAUUUACAUACAGAUAUAAGAGCAUUAUAGUAUUGGGCAUAGACACGACAUGUGAUCGUCAUUUUAGGCCUUAAAUAAUGCUGAAGAUUUGUUUGAGAGUGAACCAGAGUGUGUUUUAGUGGAGCAGAACAUUUGUCAUAUUUUGGAUGUGGUUCCUCGAAUACAGAGUCUGGACUCUUCAUCCUUGUUUAAUUAUUAUCGUCUUCUCCUCUUCAACAGUCCAGGAUCUGGUUAACCUGAUUUGAUACAGUCACAUUUUCUCUCAGACUGAGGAACAACCAUAAAAAAAUAUUAUCAUGACAGCAGAUCUGUGUCUUCUCUCCAGAUGAUCGUGCUCCAGUCGCUCCACAAGUACCAGCCUCGUCUUCACAUCGUGGAGGUCAAAGAGGACGGAUCUGAGGACCCCUUCCUGUCGUCUAAAGCGCAGACCUUCAUCUUCCCAGAGACCCAAUUCAUCGCCGUCACCGCUUAUCAGAACGCAGAUGUGAGUCACAUCGACCAGCGGAGGAUAGUUUAAUAAAAACAGAUGCAGCUUUUUUAGAGCAGCAGGUGUUCAAACCUUUAUUUUUGUUUGGAGAGUACGAUAUUUUACCCCCUAAUGUGUAAAAAUCACAACAACACCUCCUCUAACUUCUCCGACACCAUCUUAAUGCGAUUUAGACGUCAAUGAUUCAUGUCAGGGCCAUGUUUCCGUUCAUGCAUGCACGUAUGAAAAAUUCACACACGCUAAUUUAAAUCCCUACGAUCUACUCCGAGCGUUGGCACGACUUCGUGGACAGUAACCGGGUUCAACAAAGAGUCACGUCACCUCGGCUGACCUGAGCUCCUCCGUGUGUGCUGUAAACAGAUGAUCUUGAACAGCUGUUCAUUGUGGAAAACGUCUCUGCAGUUACCAACGCUCACACUGUGUUUUUCUGUUCCAUCACUGUAGACAUAUUUCUGCAAACUUAACGGCUCAGAAGAAGAUGAAGUCUUGCACGUUAUCUUCAUGAAUUAUUCGUCAGUGACCUCCUCUCUGUCUGCUCUCUCGUUUCUCCUGCGUGGUUGCUCACUCCUUCUCUUUUUCCUCUCAUUGCCCUCCUCUUAUUCCCCGCACAGAUCACUCAGCUGAAAAUAGACCAUAACCCCUUCGCUAAAGGUUUCCGCGACAGCUACGACACGUAAGUAUUCUCUUAAAAAAAGGUGUUUGUAGAAGGAAAAAAUGAGGGUCGGCUGGCUCCUUUAAGAGGGGAGGCCGAACCCGUUUUUUUUUAACUGUGUAUCUGCUCGCCAUAAAUAGUGAUGAAGGCCGAUUGCAUGGACAGUAUUAACUUCCUAUUUGAAUAUCAGAAUAGAUGAGAUCAGAGCUCAGCUGCAUGGUGAGGGUGUGAGGGGCUGUGAGAUGUUUGAGAGAUAGUUUGAGGUUUGCUCAGGAAAUAACACCUUCUUUUUUCUCCUCUCACACUCGGCUCUCUCACCCCCUCCUCCCCCUCCUCCUCCUCCUCUUCCUCCCUCAUGCCUAGGCUGUACGCACCUCCUGACUCUGACCGCCUCACGCCCUCCCCCACAGAGAGCCAGCAGCUGCUCACAGGGGGCUGCUACCCUCAGGGCUACUUCUCAGAGCAGUACAUGAGCCCCCUGCCUCAGAGCCGCUUCAGCAUGAGCCAGCAGCGCAAAGACCCCACAUCCAGCCCGGGUCCUCACAGCCACUGGUACCUGCCACCUCAGCAGGGCAUGACCCCCAACCGGCUCGACUUCCCCUCCUCGUACGAGGGCGACUUCUCUGGGAACAGUUUCUAUAAGCCCUUCCCCCUGCAGACCUCGGCUCACCACGCCCUCAGCUACUACCCCGACCAUCCUUUCGCUUCGACGAGCGUCUCCGUAUCAGGAGGCACCUCGGCGGGCUGGACCACCAGCCGGCCCACCCCUCAGUACCUCAGCCACCCGAGCAAACACGGCCCCAGUCUGGGCUGGUUCAGACCCAUAUCGUCCUCUUCCUCCUCCUCAUCUUCUUCCACGUCACCCGGCAACCCCAGGCUGCACCCGCCCUCGCUCCUGGAGCCCCUGCAGACGCCCCUGCUGCAGGAGAAACCCAAAGACUCAGUGGAGGUGGUGGGGGAGGAGCCGUGGCUGGAGCCCCCCUCUGUGAAAUCAGCCGCCUCAGCGGACUCGGGCCUGUUUGAGGGCGGCGUGGUCGACAACAAGAAGAGGAGGGUGUCGCCUUACGCGUCCAGCACUGAGAACUCCCCGCCCCCGCGCGGUGGAGACGUCUGCGAGAAGGACAGCAACAGCGACGCGGACUACUACGGCUACUACACCCACUGAUGGUCCCACACACACGGCUUCAUGCAUCACCACCGUCUCUCCCAGCGUCUUCCCAACAUCGUCUGUCCAGUCGGGGCCGGACGAGUCCCUGAACCAGAACCACAGAGUCUGAAAAGUCUCCUCUCUCCGGAGGAACUUUGAAGGUUACUGUCAAACUUCUCCAUGAACUGAAGUGGAUGUGACUGGGACGCUGCCCUACAGUCACAUACAAACACCACGCAGACAAACAGACCUGUGACUUUAGCCUCAGAAGCAUCUGGAGAUUUGGGGGUGACAAAAUGAUCUGCAUAUCUGCUUCCUGACAGACGCCUGAAGGGCUUGUCUCUUCUUUCUGCGUCAAACUCUCUCUCUCUCUCUCUCUCUCCCCCUCUCUCUCUCUCUCUCUGCGUCUCUUCUGCUCUGUCUCUUCUUUCUCACCCUCAGACGUUCACACGUUCUCCCGCAAUAUGCUUACCUUCACGUCUCCCUUCAAUUUUAAUUCACACGCUUUUUUUUUUUCUCUCUUCGAUCAGGCCCCACAGGUGCGGCGCAGCGCCUCCUAGUGGCCGCAGGCUGACAGAGCAGAGGUCAGAGGUGUCUGAGUUAACUAAUGCCAAGAGGUUAAGAGGGCUUAAGCAGCACAUGUUCUGAAGUACGAGCGCUAAUCUGAGUCGAUCCAGCCAGAGCGAUCUCCCCUGUGCGUCUGUGUGUGUGUGUGUGUGUGUGUGUGUGUGUGUGUGUGUGUGUGUGUGUGUGUGUGUGUGUGUGUGUGUGUGUGUGUGUGUGUGUGUGUGUGUGUGUGUGUGUGUGUGUGCAGAAAUAGCAGCUCCUCACACCUGGAGAUGAUCCAAAGGGAAACUGAAAGAAUGAAGGAAUUACUCAGCAGCAGAAAAGCAGAGCUGCUAUCUUUAGAGGUCCUCAUGAUCAUUGAGAUUAAAAAAUAAAACGUUCAUAACAAACCUGUCAGAGAUGAUCAGCACUUUAAAGAUUCAGAUGUUAAAAUAGAAAAACUCAAACCCAGACAAAAGGCGGGUUAAAGCAUUUCUGAGGAGUCUGCAAAUCCUUCAAACGACUUUUGUUUACGUCUAGAUCAGACAUAUUUUUAAUUCUUAUUCCGAAAAACAGAGAGUAUGAAAACUAAUCGACGGGUUUAAGUGACAGUAUGAUAAAGGGUUGAAAUCUCCUUAUUUACCUUUUCAGGUGUUCUUGAAAACCGUAAUUUCAGCUCCUCUCAGCCGCCGCCUGAAACGCUUCAUUUUGUCCGCUCUGCUUUUCCGCUCACUCAAAGUUGGACACUCCUUCUGGGUGUUACUUUUUACACAGUUUUAGUCACAAAGAAGCACAAACAGCCUCAUUAUGGUCGCUGUCGUCCUGAAAAGAAGACGAAAAUCUGUCAGUCUCCUUCACAAACUUUGCAGAGAUUCUAACACCGUAACAUCAUAUUCAUGUAUGAAAGUACAGAUCAGACAGGACCUUAAAUGCAUCAGUAACACGUGACUCUUCCAGCCUUUUCGUCCGUCUGUUUUCACUGCAGAGGAAUGUCAAACUCUAUUUUUGGAUAAAUGAGAGAAAAAUAACAUGUUAAUAAAAACACCACAACAGUGCAGAGUGUAAAACGGAUGAUUUACUGAGAAGUGGGGAAAAAAUUAUGAAAACUCACAAUAUGUAGUUUCUCUCUCUGCUGAUUCCAGAUCUGGAAACUGCUAAAUAUCGUCUGAAAAUGCAACAUUUUAAAGGUCGUGGAAAAGCUUGCUGGAUUUGUGCUUUCAGACUUGAGUGAAGGUUGAUUUUGGGAAUUCUUACUGCGAGGACAUCUACAGUUUGAAUCAAGAUGACAGUCAGAUUUAAGGGUUUCACACGUUUCAUUUGCUGCUUGUCUUCCCUCACUCUUUACUCUCCCUUCAGCUGUCGAAUAUUUAAUAAAGGUCUCAAAAGUCUCAACUUAGAUAUGAAAAACAUUUGUACAUCUGAGCUGCAGACGUCCAGAAAACAAGCUGAAAUCGGGCUUGUUAUGACAAAUCCCAGACAAGCUCAGUCGAUGUGAAAACGCUCCUGUCACCACACACAGUGAAGCCCCUGAUCAAUCGCAGCAUCGACUGCGUUGUAACCGGAAAACAGUAUUGGCAGAGGGAGGCGUGACAGCUUAGACCGCACAAACAAACACAGAGAGAGAGAGAGAGAGAGAGAGAGAGAGAGAGAGAGAGAGAGAGAGAGAGAGAGAGAGAGGGUCCCAUACAGGAGAGGAAAGUCACAGCGAGGGUGUUUCUGGGAGUCGACUCGGGUGUAAAGGACAGACUUCUUUGUUCUGGUUUCCUCGUACAGUAGCUGCAGACGUGUGAAAAGUGGGUCAAUCAGAACGGCUCCACACACCUGCUGUAGGUAAACAGACCAGGCAGUGUCACGAUAGGAGCAGGAAGCACAAAAUGACCAGACAGACACAGGAUUUCCCCCUCUGGUGUUCAGGGCGGAUCAUGUUGUGACAGCGGGUGACAGAGGCCCGGCUCUCCGCGCCGUGACAGAGAUGAAGAGUGAGGCCGCAGUCGGCGCCAAUCAGAGAUCUGCUCCUCAUUCCUCGCCAGGUGCGCUAAUGGCGGCGGACAACUCUGGGGGCGACAGUCAGGCACUUCCUCGUGUGCAGAGCAGGCGGGGUCACUUCAGUUCCUCUAUUAGGGGAUGAAAAAACUCGCAAUUUUACGACUUAGAGAGGCCGAUACACCAACAUCAGCCCAACUUAGCAUGUAGAUUUUCUGUGUUUGAGUUUUUAAAGAAAACAAACCGAAUCUAAUCUGAAACAAACUUAACUUAAAAUCUUUUAGAGCUGAAAAAUUUCUCUGUCAAACCAAAAAGAGUUGAAGUCAAAUUCUGCGUCAGACUCGGCCUCCUCUGCAGAAAACUGUCACCUCACUUGCACGCCGGCUCUCGCAGCGGUUUAUCAUUAAAGGAGCAGAACUGAGCGGGAUCUCGUGAGGCUUUUACACUUAAUAGUGACUUCAAAAAUACUCCAGAGGUUAUACCAGAGGUUUACACGAGCUCGCAGGAAUAUGAAGAUGAGAGAGAUGUGUGUCAGCCCCUGUGUUUGCUUAGUAUGUCAAGAUGAGGCGGAUUGAGUGAGAACGAAACUCUAGUGUUCGAUGGGCGCCAGCUAAAUGUUUGAACAAAACCACGAUUACCUUUCACAACAACCAUCGGGGCUCCAGAAACACCAGAAACACCAGAAACACCAGUGCGACUGCAGAAUAAGCAUUCAAAAGUUUGCAUGACGGACAUUUAAAGGCUUCAAAUCCAAAAAAUACCUUCACAACCUCUGAUUACGUUUGUUAACUUCAAGUUUUUGUACAAAUUAAACGAGCAGGAUAUGAAGUGUUGAAGGUAGGGAGCCGAACAGUUCCUGUGUGCUAAAUUUGUACAAAGACUAACCCUUCGUCUGCGGCCGCUUUAAGAAGAGACGAUCAAAAACACGACGGUGCUGCAUGUGGGAAAACGAUCAUAACAGUUACAAAAUCCUGUGUGAAGAAUACAUGACAUUACAGGUGGAAAAACAAGAGGGUUUUUAUGGACCUCAGUGAAGGUGCAUGAGGAUUAAUUGUUGUUUCAAGUGCAAUUAAUAAAAGUAAACGAGUUCAAAGUUAUCAUGGCGUUAAAAAGUGAAUUAGAGGACAGUUCAGGGUCCUCGCUGCCUGCAGACGAUGACAGUUAUUUAUUUUAUGUGCUGUGUUUUUUUUUGUGCAAGCCCUCGUUGAGCUGCAGACACCUCAGGAACGCCCUCUGCUGGACAUCUCCGCUAUUACAAUCAACUUCAGCUUAAUCCCUGAUGUUAAACCUCUUAUACCUCCAUUUCCCAUGAGUCUGUGCUCCCUCUGAGCCCUCGUUUGUCUCCGUCAGAGCAAAGUCUGUGUGUGUGGGAGCUGCAUCUCCAGAGAUUUUACUGUAUAUUAUAAAAAUAGAGGAGCGAAGAGCGGGCGAAAGUGUGUUCUUUUUGUGUGUCGUCUCUGUGCACUGUUCAUGUGGAGGGUGGAAGUCUCUCCUCCUUUUUGUCUCUUCCAUCGAAAGCUUAUAACAUGUGAUGCAUAAAAAGAAGAGAUUUCUGAAGGGGAAAUUGUUAUUUAUUAAAAGGUGGCAUAAUUGUGUAUUGUACUGUUGUUUUUUUAUUCAUGAAAUUAAAGCUUACACAUAAAAAGAAAAA
Messenger RNA from Xyrichtys novacula (pearly razorfish), 24939 nucleotides. NCBI's taxonomy places the organism in Eukaryota, Metazoa, Chordata, Actinopteri, Labriformes, Labridae. The record is from the annotation of a GenBank genome assembly.